This is a messenger RNA of Gregarina niphandrodes, 1560 nucleotides long. Its product is annotated as MFS phospholipid transporter. Gene Ontology annotation, molecular function: carboxylic acid transmembrane transporter activity. Gene Ontology annotation, cellular component: plasma membrane. Gene Ontology annotation, biological process: carboxylic acid transport; transmembrane transport. Bases 1 to 1560 code for a protein of 519 amino acids. Lineage: Eukaryota; Apicomplexa; Conoidasida; Eugregarinorida; Gregarinidae. The transcript has a single exon. The record is from RefSeq and is a predicted model, not a curated record.
AUGAGAGUAUUCGAUACAUUGAAGGAGGAGAUGAAUCUGGGUCGGUUUGAUAAAUUACGUGGGAGAGGUGGGAAGGCCGACGAGUCGUUGGACAGUUUUGGAAGGGCGGUAGAAGAAUAUAGUAGCGGGAAAGAGGUUAAUGAGGAGGAGGACGACGAUGGUAUGAGUAAGUACUGGACGAUUGCGGCGGCUGGAGCAGGUUUAUUUUCUGAUGGGUAUGUGAACAACUCAGUUGGUUCAGUGAACACAUUAUUGGGUACGAUAUACGGAAGUGUGUAUACAAACUCUGCGGCUGCAUCGAAUGUGUCUUCGAUAGCUUUCGCAGGUACGGUGAUUGGUCAGUUACUAUUUGGUUACGUGGCUGACAAUAAUUCUCGUGAAGUUGGUAUGAUGGUGUCUACCGCGAUUUUGAUUGCCUUUACUAUUUUGUGUGCUUGUGCUUGGGGUACAACACCUAGUGCUAUGUUUACUGCUUUGACUAUUUACCGUAUGUUCCUGGGGAUAGGAAUUGGUGGUGAGUACCCGGCUGGAUCGGUAGCAUGUGCGGAAGCAAGUUCAAUUCUUGGCAAGGGGAGAAGAAACAGAUGGUUCAUUUUCUUUACUCAUACAAUGAUUGACUUAGGAUGCGUGAUCUCGGCUAUUGUUCCUUUCAUUAUACUUUGUUGUUAUGGCAAAGAUAAUCUCGCUCCCGUUUGGCGUAUUACCUUAGGUGUUGGUGCGAUUCCCCCUUGCCUCUUAUUUGUAUUGAGAUUGAAGUUUAAAGAGAGCCCGAGAUUUGCCAAAUAUAACAUGAAGCAUACAAGGUUCCCAUACAAGCUCAUUAUCCGAUUCUAUGGUGCUAGAUUGGCAUGUGUUUCGGUGAUGUGGUUCCUUUAUGAUUUCUCUUCCUAUGCUUUUGGUAUUUAUUUCACUGAGAUUUUGAACCUUCUCAUUCCGGAUGGCGACUUAAAAAGGACAUUUGGCUGGAAUAUUUUGCUCAACUUCUUCUACCUGCCAGGCUCCUUACUGGGAGCCUUUGCGGCUGACUACAUUGGCCCCAGACUAACAUGCAUUACCGGAGCUUUAUUGCAAGCUAUCAUUGGCUUUGUCAUGGCCGCUUGCUUCGACCAACUUCGCGGACAAAUCGCGGCCUUCGUUAUAAUUUAUGGUCUUUUCUUGACCUUGGGAGAAUUUGGACCGGGAGACCAAAUAGGCAUAUUCUGUUCGAAGUCAUGUGCCACUCCCAUUCGUGGACAGUAUUAUGGAGUCGCAGCCGCCGUGGGUAAGAUCGGUGCGUAUCUAGGAACCAAAUUCUUCCCUGUUAUUGUCGAACACGCAGGGGGCGCAGGCACUACAUCUGGUAAUCAGAUGCCUUUUUGGAUCGCAUCUUCCUUGUGUGUUGUUACCGCCUUUUUAGCGCUCUUCUAUGUACCUUCACUUACUCAAGACUCCAUGACCGAGGAAGACACCCAGUUCAUUCAAUACCUCAAAGACAACGGGUUUGACACGACUAAACUCGGCAACGUGACUCCCAUCUCAAGUACGACGCGACUCUUAAGCAGCCACUCGGCAGCCGCCUAG